AUGGCUUGCAAGAAACAGGUUAGGCGCAACGGCGCUGGCGUUCUGUAUCCUGCUCCACGGCGACUGAGGGUCACCUUCGGUCAAGGCGGGUUUGACUUUGGCAACGGCUGCGACUGCCUGCAUGAGGCUGCAUGCGCUGGCCCAAGACGGCUAGGCUCUUUGACGUCGCUCGUACAGGAGAAGCUGUUCUGGAGCUGUCCUCGAGCAGAGCAGCUGUCGUGUCGGCGUUGCACAGGACGAGGUCGACAAUGGUUCAUCCCCGCCGGAGGACACGAUGGGGCCGUCCCCGGAUGGCGUGGCAUCUGCAGCGUCGGUUUCAGACGCGCGGAGGAUGAAGGAUAG
Molecule: messenger RNA, 342 nt
Organism: Purpureocillium lilacinum
Lineage: Eukaryota; Fungi; Ascomycota; Sordariomycetes; Hypocreales; Ophiocordycipitaceae
Source: RefSeq, a predicted model, not a curated record